AUGGCUCGCGUGGCUGUUCUGGGGGCGGGGUGCAUCGGCCAGUGGGUCGGUGGCCACCUGGCACUCCGCGGCGUAGAUGUGCUGCUCGUGGGCAAGGGCCUGCUCGGCCGCACAGUCGACUCCGGACGCCUCCGGCUCACGGACGUGGAGCGGGAUGCCGCAGGAUUCGACGAGUCCCUGCCGCUCCCCGGCCACCCGCACCUCGCCGCCAGCUUUGACAUGCAGGAGGCCUUUCAGUCGGAUGACUUCCUGGCUGUCUUCGUGUGCCUCAAGUUGGGCGACAACGACCUCGCGGCAUCUCUGGGCAAGUUGAAGAAGGACACGGUGAUCGUCUCGAUGCAGAACGGCAUCGGCAACAAGAAGAAGCUGGCGAAGCUUCUGCCGGAGCAUCCCAUCGUCGGCGGUAUGGUCCCCUAUGGCGUCAUUGAGGCGGGGCCGGGCCACAUGCGCCGAGCCACCUUUGGCCCGAUUGUGUUCGACGACUCGAUGCCGCCGACCCUCACAGCAGCCUUGCGAGGUGCCGGCCUGGCUGUGGAGGUGGUCUCCGAGGCUGAUGCCCAUGCGGAGCAGUGCUUCAAGCUGGUCGUCAACUGCCAUAAUGCGCUGAACGCCCUGCGCGGAAAGCCGCUGGUGGAGGCGUCAGCAGAUCGCCUCUACCGCGAGCUCAUGGCCAGUACCUGGGAGGAGGCAUUGGAGGUCCUGCGCCGCUCGGGCCAGCCCCUCCGGGGCACGAUGAACGGCAUGCCCAUGGAGCGGUACCUUCGGAUCCUCCGGCUGCCCAACUUCGCCCUGAACGCUGUGAAGCGCUUGAAGCCGGGUCUGGCGCCCGAUCCGCAAUACCACUCCUCCAUGUUCUACGACCUGGAGCAGAGAAGGCGGACGGAGAUCGAGGAGUUGAACGGGCUGGUCGUGAAGAUGGCGGCGGAUGCGGGUGUUCCGUGCCCGGUGAAUACCGCGUUGGCGCGUCUCGUGCGGGAGGCCGAGGCGGCGAAUGCUGGAAGCCCCCGACUGAGCCCCGAGGCCCUCUUUGCCGAGAUUCGCAAGGAGGCCCCGGCGCGGGAGGGAACGCCACAGACGAGGCCCUUCGCCCGCCUUUGUCCCCAGCGCUGUGCCAUGUGA
Molecule: messenger RNA, 1119 nt
Organism: Symbiodinium natans
Lineage: Eukaryota; Dinophyceae; Suessiales; Symbiodiniaceae
Source: the annotation of a GenBank genome assembly